Papaver somniferum (opium poppy) is the source of this 1356-nucleotide messenger RNA. Its product is annotated as MDIS1-interacting receptor like kinase 1-like. NCBI's taxonomy places the organism in Eukaryota, Viridiplantae, Streptophyta, Magnoliopsida, Ranunculales, Papaveraceae. Gene Ontology annotation, molecular function: protein binding. The record is from RefSeq and is a predicted model, not a curated record. The transcript is spliced from 2 exons. Bases 1 to 1356 code for a protein of 451 amino acids.
AUGUCGGAGAUGAAUUUAUAUGGAGAAAUUCCAGAUUCGAUUUGUAAUUUUUCAAAUUUGAAAUUUCUAAAUCUUGAGCAGAACAAUUUGAGCGGGAAAAUUCCAGAAAACUUGUUUUUGUUAAAGAACUUGAGGUUUUUGACUUUAAAUGACAACAAAUUGUCAGGUGAAAUUCCGAAAGAAAUCAAAUGUAUGGAAAUGGAUGUAAUUGCUAUUUCGAGUAAUCAGUUAACUGGUUCGAUUCCUGAAGGUAUUGUUAAAUGGAAUAAUCUGACAUACUUGGAUAUGUAUUCAAAUCGAUUAACAGUAGAAAUACCGGUUGGGAUCUGUUUACUUCCAUUACUGACUGAUAUUUAUUUUUAUGAAAACAACUUAUCAGGUGAACUGCCCCAAGAACUUGGUUUACAUUCCAAACUUAAAUAUCUUUAUGUCUCAAAGAACAAUCUUUCUGGUAAUUUGCCAGACAAUUUAUGUUCUGGUGGUGAGUUGCAAGAUAUUACGGCUUCUUCAAACAAUUUUACAGGAAAAUUAUCAAAAACCUUUGGGAAUAACAUGUUAAGUGGUGAGAUUCCGUCUAGUUUUCUGUCAUCUAUGAAGUUAUCACUGGAACUCCAAAUAUUAUACUUAUCGCUGAACAAUCUUUCUGGCCAUAUUCCUAAAAAUAUAGGGAACUGCACUGGAUUAAAAGAGAAAUCUUAUGCUCUUAGCGAUGGCACUGGUCUUGGAUUGGAGAUGGUAGUCAAAGGAGUCAUGGUAAAAAUUCCAAGAAUAUAUGAAUAUAGCGCAAGUAUCGAUUUGUCAUGCAAUAUUCUGAAUGGAAGCAUUCCUGAAGAGCUAAGCUUGCUAUCACGCCUCACUUCACUUAAUUUAUCUCAUAAUCACUUAUCUAGUGAUAUACCUAAAAAUAUUGGAAAUUUGUCUGCGUUAGAAUCUCUAGAUUUAAGUUCCAAUAAACUGUCUCGAAGUAUUCCACGAUCUUUGGCAACUAUCAACACUCUUGGGGUCUUAAAUCUUUCUUACAAUGAGUUAAACGGCAGGAUUCCAAGAAAAAAUCACUUUGAUACACUGAGCGUGGAUGGUUUAGCUUUCGCUGGGAAUGAUUUACUGUGUGGAUCUCCAACAAAGAAAGUUUGCAAAGGUGAUCGCAAUACUAGUAGCGGUGUUGACGAUCCUGCAAUUGAGGUCUAUCUAGAGGAUGCAAAAGAGAAAUUAGUCUUGUAUGCUAUCAUCGCGUUGGGGUUUAUCGUUGGAUUUUGGGGUUUGUUUUGUGUUUUGUUUAUGAAUAAAGAGAAAUGGUGGUUCCCAUAUUGGAGAUUUAUUGAUUUUGUUGCAAUUAAACUAACAAGUUUUAUUUAG